AUGCCUAACAAUCCAGGGAUGCAAAUGGCUCAAGCACCACAAACAUUGGCACGCAUAGAGCCACCAGCCCAACAGGUCGAACCAAACCCUGGUAUAGUAUUGGUAAAUAGGAACCAAAAUGCUGAUGAAGUAAUAGGGAAUAUUCAACAAAACCGUUUCGAUAGGCAGAAUAACCUGGCCCAAAUGGUCGAAACGAUUUUGGUACAAAAUGGUUUGAACUUAGGCUUACACAGGCCUAAUUUUGUGUCUCCAUUAUCUGAGUAUGUGUUACAGACAGAAUUACCAAGGGGUGUGAAAAUCCCUAAGUUUACUAAGUUUGCAGGAGAGACAAAUGAGUCCACUGUUGAACACAUUGCUAGAUAUUUGGUCGAGGCAGGGGAUUUGGCUAAUAAUGAAAAUUUAAGAAUGAAAUUUUUCCCUAGUUCCUUGACUAAAAAUGCUUUUACAUGGUUUACAACCCUUCCUCCUCAUUCCAUACAUAAUUGGAACCAAUUGGAAAGGAUUUUCCAUGAGCAAUUUUAUAUGGGACAGUCUAAGAUCAGCCUUAAAGAAUUAGCCAGCGUUCGACGCAAGGCACUUGAAUCAAUUGAUGAUUAUUUGAACAGAUUCAGACUCUUAAAGGCAAGGUGUUUCACCCAAGUCCCUGAACAUGAAUUAGUCGAAAUGGCUGCUGGUGGCCUAGACUAUUCGAUUAGAAAGAAAUUAGAUACCCAGUAUUUAAGGGAUAUGGCUCAAUUGGCUGAUAGAGUUCGACAACUCGAACGAUUGAAGGCUGAAAAGGCUAGAAAUUCUAAAUUCCACAAGAAGGAAAAGGUUGCAUAUGUCGAAACCAAUGACAGUGACCAGGAGUUCGAUAUUAUUUAUGAAAAUAUCGAAGACAAUGAGGUUGAUUUAGCAUAA
This is a messenger RNA of Glycine soja, 900 nucleotides long. RefSeq lists its product as uncharacterized. The record is from RefSeq and is a predicted model, not a curated record. The coding region runs from base 1 to 900 and encodes 299 amino acids. NCBI's taxonomy places the organism in Eukaryota, Viridiplantae, Streptophyta, Magnoliopsida, Fabales, Fabaceae. The transcript has a single exon.